This is a messenger RNA of Myotis daubentonii (Daubenton's bat), 3461 nucleotides long. RefSeq names its product translocon-associated protein subunit beta. The record is from RefSeq and is a predicted model, not a curated record. Gene Ontology annotation, molecular function: polyubiquitin modification-dependent protein binding. Gene Ontology annotation, biological process: ubiquitin-dependent protein catabolic process. Lineage: Eukaryota; Metazoa; Chordata; Mammalia; Chiroptera; Vespertilionidae. Gene Ontology annotation, cellular component: membrane; endoplasmic reticulum; cytosol.
GCGGGGCGGGCGGGGAGGAGGAGGAGGAGCCGGGCGUGCUGGCGGGCGGCCGGGUGGCGGCGGCGGCAUGGCGGAGCCGAGCGGGGCCGAGACGAGGCCCCCCAUUCGGGUCACCGUCAAGACCCCCAAGGACAAGGAGGAAAUUGUGAUCAGCGAUCGAGCCUCAGUCAAGGAGUUCAAAGAGGAAAUCUCGCGGAGGUUUAAGGCUCAGCAGGAUCAGCUGGUCCUGAUCUUCGCAGGCAAGAUCCUCAAGGAUGGGGACACACUGAACCAGCAUGGAAUCAAGGAUGGGCUUACCGUCCAUCUGGUCAUCAAGACCCCGCAGAAGGCUCAAGAUCCAGCUGCUGCCACUGCUUCUUCCCCCUCUACUCCAGAGCCUGCCUCAGCGCCCUCCACCACGCCUGCUUCACCUGCCACCCCUGCCCAGCCCUCCACCUCUGGCAGUGCCACGUCGGAUGCUGGCAGUGGAAGCCGGAGGAGCAGUGGGGGGGGUCCCUCCCCAGGGGCUGGGGAGGGCCCCCCCAAUGCUACCACAUCCAUACUCUCUGGCUUUGGGGGCAUCCUCGGCCUGGGCAGCCUGGGUCUGGGCUCCGCCAACUUCAUGGAGCUGCAGCAACAGAUGCAGAGGCAACUGAUGUCCAAUCCUGAGAUGCUGUCGCAGAUCAUGGAGAACCCCCUGGUCCAGGACAUGAUGUCUAACCCUGACCUGAUGCGCCACAUGAUCAUGGCCAACCCCCAGAUGCAGCAGCUGAUGGAGCGGAACCCUGAGAUCAGCCACAUGCUCAACAACCCUGAGCUCAUGAGGCAGACAAUGGAGCUUGCUCGAAAUCCAGCCAUGAUGCAGGAGAUGAUGCGGAACCAGGACCGGGCCCUCAGCAACCUGGAGAGCAUCCCUGGAGGGUAUAACGCCCUCCGCCGCAUGUACACUGACAUCCAGGAGCCCAUGUUCAGUGCUGCCCGGGAACAGUUUGGCAACAAUCCCUUCUCUUCCCUGGCCGGGAACUCCGACAGCUCAUCUUCCCAGCCUCUGCGGACUGAGAAUCGAGAGCCCCUCCCUAACCCCUGGAGCCCCUCGCCCCCCACCUCCCAGGCCCCCGGGUCCGGUGGGGAGGGCACCGGAGGAUCGGGGACCAGCCAGGUGCACCCGACAGUCUCGAACCCCUUUGGGAUCAAUGCGGCUAGCCUGGGGUCAGGGAUGUUCAACAGCCCGGAAAUGCAGGCCCUGCUCCAGCAGAUAUCAGAGAACCCCCAGCUGAUGCAGAACGUGAUCUCCGCCCCCUACAUGCGCAGCAUGAUGCAGACGCUUGCCCAGAACCCGGACUUUGCCGCUCAGAUGAUGGUGAACGUGCCGCUCUUCGCGGGAAACCCCCAGCUUCAGGAGCAGCUCCGCCUGCAGCUCCCUGUCUUCCUGCAGCAGAUGCAGAACCCAGAGUCACUCUCCAUCCUUACCAAUCCCCGCGCCAUGCAGGCGCUGCUGCAGAUCCAGCAGGGAUUGCAGACCUUGCAGACUGAGGCCCCCGGGCUGAUACCCAGCCUUGGCUCCUUUGGGAUGUCCCGGACCCUCGCACCCUCAGCAAGCAGCGCCGGGCCUGCACCCGAGGCCCCCCCCUCCUCACCAGCCCCACCAGCCACUCCUCCCACAGGGGCUUCCAGUGCCCAGCAGCAGCUCAUGCAGCAGAUGAUCCAGCUUUUGGCAGGAAGUGGAAACUCACAGGUGCAGACGCCAGAAGUGAGAUUCCAGCAGCAGCUAGAUCAGCUCAACGCCAUGGGCUUCAUCAACCGGGAGGCUAACCUGCAGGCCCUGAUUGCCACAGGAGGGGACAUCAAUGCGGCCAUCGAGAGGCUGCUGGGCUCUCAGCUCUCCUAAGCCUGUGGCCGUGCCUCCUGCUUCUCCCUUCCCUGGAUGCCACCUCUGGUUCCUGUCAGCUCCUUCCCUCUGCCGCUCGUCAUCCUCUGUCUUCUUCCUGUCUCUUCAGACACAGGGUGGCUUUGGAGGCGUGGACCCCAACCCUGGAGCUCUGCCUGAGAACUUGGGUUCUACUUCUACUUCUUACAGAAUCUUCUCUCCUGCUCCUGCUUGAGCAGAACUAUUUGACGGUCUUCACAGUUUUGUUGAUUGGCCCACAACCGCCUUUGCAAUCUUCACACUUCUCAGUGGCAGCACAGAGUUGAAGGAGGAGCCGACUCUCUGGUUAUUGGAACAUGGUCUUUCACCUGUACCACUAGGGUUUUGCUGGUCUCAUGUUUACUUUUGGUAACUCUCUUCUUUCUUUCCCCAUCCCUUCUCACCCCCAGCUAACCAGUGCUAGAACUCUAUCCUUGGAAGGAGGGGCAGGUGAAGCAGCUGAGAUUUUCCUGCUCGCCCCUGAAGUGCUUUUUAAUGGGGUCUGUUGGGACUUCCAGGGGGAGGAAGAUGCCUGUUCUUCCUGUCUGAAGGAGGAGAUAGGACUGUGUCUGAACAAGGAAUUAACCAGCCCUGGACCAGCCCAACAGAGACUGGUGCCCAGGAGAAGGGCCUGAGAUUUUUGGAGGAAGGGAAUGGGCAAAACAGCCUGAGGAAAAGGCUUGGAAGUUGAAUUGACAGUUAGGAAGUGGAAGCACUAAUUGCUCUAUUAGGCUGGAGAGUCCUGGUUCAGGCGUGGCGGAGGAGACUUGGAGAUGCUAAUGUAGCCUGAGCUGAAAGGGGCUCAAUGAAGCUGAGGGAGAUGGCUCACAAGGGGCCAUAUUAGCUCCAUUUCCUCAAACACACGUGCUUAUGCACACACACACACACACAUUUCCAUGAACACAGGACCUGUCUGUGUCCCCAGGUACCAGUGAUCUGAGGUGGGUUGGGGUCUGGCUCGGCAGUGGGUGUGUGGUGGUGGGGUGCAUAUGGGUUCAGUAGAAAUGGAUUCUUUGCUGAUUUCUGGUUCAGAGCUCCCCCCACCAGAGAAAUAGGCAGAAGGGCUAGUCUAGGGCAGGAAUAUGUACAGCCCAGGGAGCUAGGUCCCUUGGGCCUCUGGAUGCUGGGUAACCCAAGGGUAGUGUGGAUACUCCUUCUACCAGAACUGUGACCAACACCCUUACACCCCUCUCCUGAUUGCUUCAGGGGAUGGUAGAAGGGUCUUUCCAUCUAGAGCCCCUGGCCCUUGCCCUUUGAGCUCUUCACUGUUUCCCUCCAAGCCAGAAAGUUCUUUUUGAGACAGGAAAGGAGAGGCUGGCAAUGCUGCCUGUGAUCUGGAGUUGGACGUGACUAUACUGGAGCACAAAGGAGGCUCAUAUCACCUCCGCUCUCUGCUACUUAGCCCAGCUGCUUGGCGGGCCCAUGGCUGAGAAUAUGGAGGCAUGAGAAACAGGAUUUUCUCCCAGUGGGAAAGGGCCCCAAGCACUCCAGAGAGGAUGUCUGCGUGGCUCCUCUCCGUCCUUCCCUCAGCUCCCACACUGGCCUUUGUAAAUAAAUGGCGUGGUCUUUGUUGUGA